CUGGCUGGGGGAUUUCCAGGAAGGGAAUCUUCAAGCACUGACCUGUAAUGUCAAAAAGUGAAAGAACACAAUGUGAGCCCCAGAAGGGACUUGGAGAUCCCCAGGCCAGCCUUCUUGCUUUACAGAUGAGAGGCUGAGGCCUUUCAGUCGGGAACCAGAACCACGGACCUGUGCUGGCUUGCCUCUUCCCUCUUUUUCUCUCUCCCUACAGCCAGAAACAACUGCUUCACUUCCCAGUCUCCAUCUGAGAAAGCCUGCUGUAGAGCUGUACUCUAAUUGGAAGUGGAGGGUGGACAUGGUUCCUCUAAGAUUCCAGAAUAGGUCAUGAGCUCUAGACCCUAAGCAGCUGGUUUAUACCUCAGCUUAAUCUGUAGCUUAUAAUUAUUUAUGAGUCUACCUUCCCCACUAAAUUGUGAGUUCCUCCAGGGCAGAGACUAAGUCUUACUCAUCUUUGGGACCACAGUGCUGGCCUAAAGUAGGCAUUAAAUGCAUGUUGGGUGGAUUGGAUGGACAAAGGUAGAGGGUAGGGGAGGGGCUGGGCCGGGUAGGAAGAGGCCUGGAUCAAUAAUGUUGGGGGCUUAAGGGAGCAAUAGGCAAUAUAUCUUUCUUCCCCUCCCAAGUUCAGAAUGAAUUGAGAAAUAAGACACAAGAGACAGAGAUGUGGAAUCAAAAUGGUGGCUUUACCAGUAUUUCUGAUAAAGCUGAUUGGAAAAUGUAGCUUUUUUUUCUAGGCUCUCUGGCCAAAUGAACUUAUUAACAUCCUCCCAGAACUAAACAUGCACCCAUUCCCCUCUAAAAAAGGGAAGACCUCUCUCCCUUGCAGGGGCAGAAUUUCCUCUGUAAUUUUACCACGUAGAUCAAUGGAGAACAUGCUACUUUUGCCUACAGCAGAACCAAAAGAGAUAGAGAAACCUGGAAACAUCUGAGCCCAGCUCCUUCCCUCAGCCACCAACCAGACAAGCCAUCCCCCUCCCCUGGGAAGGAUGGAGCCCAUGAAGAGACAAGAGGGAGUGGUCCUCUCUCACUUACCCUCCAGGAGAGUGGAGUGGGAAUUCCCUCCCCUUAUGGAAACGUGGGAGCAGGGAAAAGUCUCCCACUGUGGGACGGGACAUGGUGGACAGAUGGUUAGUGGGGUGGAGGAAAGGAUGGGGGGAAAAGGGUGAGACCCCAUCGUCAGUCUAGACCCAGACACAGUCACCUUUCUGAAAGAGAAUGCCAAAAUCCUUACUCCUUGUGAUCACACUUGCUGAAUGCUCAUCUCUGUAUUCAGAGUGGAGAGAGGACCUUGCCUCCUGUGAGCUGGGAUAAGAGACCGAAUCUCAGCGCAGGGCGAUGCUCACCUUCAGGGCUUUCCUUUGUUCUGGAAGGGGCAGGGGACCGACCAGGAGAGCUCCUCUGGAGCUGCUUCGUUUGCUUCAGGCCUUCCCCAAGCCCCUGCCCCUUCGAGGCCUGCAAAGCUGUAAACUCAGCAGGUACUGAGCUCCUCCUCCUCCUUCCAGUCGGCACCUGACGCAAGUAGCCCACUCAGUCCUCUCAACACGUGGUGAAGGAGGUGGUCUUGGUCCCAUUUUACAGAUGAAGCCCCUGUGACUUGUGAUUGUUCAACUCACCCAUUAUGUGCCGGAGCCGGGCCUCCUGAAGGCCUGUGGGGUGCUUAAGAACAGCAAACCACACCCAUCAGGUUUGUUUCUAGGAGGCUGGUGCUUUGGGCAACUCUCCCCCUGGGGGGCUGCUUCCUAAGUUAUCCUAAAAUAGUGCUCUAGGUACUUGCCAACCUCUGUGCCUUAGCAAGGCCCUCUUCAGAGUGUGGCUUCAGAUGGCCCUUCCGGCAGCCCUCUUCCCCCACCACCACUCCCAGUUCCUUUCACAGGCACGCCCUGGCCCCUCUAGUCCUUCAGUCUGGAACGCCCAACUUGCCCCUCUGCACAUCAUGAAAUCUUUCUCAUCUUUGAAUACCCAGCUCGAGCCAGCCUCUGGGAAUCCUCACUACUUGUCCCUGUGUCUGGCUCUUAGGUCGCUUUGCCUGGAUUCAAGGGACAUGGGACCCCUGCUCCCCUACUAGCUCUGGCAGCUCCACCCAGGAGUCUUGUCUCCCCUGACCCAGAGGUGCCACGUUAAAGGUGUGUGGCCUGCAACUGAAGGGCUGCAGCUCAGCCUCUGCUCCCACCACCCCCACCCCACACACCUGCCCUGGCGCCACUCGGCUUGUAAGAGACAACAGACAAGGCUAAAUGGCCCCCAGGACGGCAGAAUAAUGCCAGGCAGGCGCCUGACACAUCUCCUGGACAGGAAAGUAUUUUUUCCUCCUCUUAAUAACAGUUAUUAAGGGGCCUGUGCCCUAAACACUGCAGCCAGGGUCUGGGCUUAGGUAUCUGUAUGGCUUGGGUGCCCACCUCUAGGCCCAGCCCCAGGCUAGGAUACACCUGUCUAGCCUCUCCUUGCCCUUCACUCACUCAGCCGAUGGGGAGGGGUGGCCAGUCCUGCAGCCCUGGGGGAUUAAAUUUGAUUUACACACUUUAUGAUCAGGAUAUCAGGGACCCCUUGGGGCCCUUGUCAACUCAGUCUUCCUGUCCCUGCCCCUCUCAGUUGAGCUUCCUUGAACAGACACCUAGUACACAGUCCAGAGUUAAAGACCAUCCCUGCUGCCCAGACACUCAUGCACACGAAUAGAUACGCACCCAGACACAUACAAGAGAAAAUACACACAGAUGCCCAUGAAGGUAAAUAUAUGCUGACCUGCAGCUAGAUACUUAAAGACAGUCCAGCAGAUACAAACAUCACACAGACGGUGUGAAAUGUGCAUACCGGCACAGGUCAGUUAUACAUAGGUACAGUGUACAGGCAGACCUCGUUUUAUUGCCCUUUGCUUUAUUGUGCUUCACAGAUACUGCUUUUUUUUUUUUUUAACCAGUUGAAGGUUUGUGGCAACUCUGCAUUCUCAGAUGAUAGCAUUUUUUAGCACUAAAGUAUUUUUAAUUAAGGUAUGCACAUUUUUUUAGACAUAAUGCUAUUGCACACUUAGCAGAGUACAGUUUAGUGUAAACAUAACUUUCUAUAGGCACUGAGAAACCAAAAAAUUAGUGUGAUUUGCUUUAUUGAGAUAUUUCCUUUAUUGUGGUGAUGUAGGACCAAACCCAUAAUAUCUCUGAGGUAUGCCUGUAUGUGUUGAGUUGAGCCAUGUGAAACUGCCAAUAUCCAGUGGGUUUUUUUUUCACUUAAAAAAUGGAAUCUUAUACAAACAUGGGCAUGGAGGGAAAUAUAAAAAAAAAAACAACAGAGCCAAAUUUGUACACUUAUGUUAAAGCAGCAUUAUUCACAAUAGCCAAAAGGUAGAAAUAAUCCAAGUAUCCCUUAGUGAGUAGAUAAACAAUGUGGUAUAGACACACAAUGGAAUAUUAUUCAGCCUUAAAAAGGAAGAAAAUUCUGACACAUGCUCCAACAUGAGGGAACCUUGAGGACAUUAUAUGCUAAGUGAAGUAUGCCAGUCACAAAAAGACAAAGACUGUAUGAUUCCACUUACGUGAGACACCUAGUAGUCAAAUUCAGAGUCAGAAAGUAGAGUGGUGGCUGUCAGGGGCUGGGGCAGUGGAGAGAAUGGGACUUAGCAUUUAACAGGUACAGAAUUUCAGUUGGGGAAGAUGCAAACGUUCUGGAGAUGAAUGGUGGUGGUGGUCAUACAGCAGUAUGCAUGUACUUAAUGUCAUUGAACUGCAUACUUAAAAUGAUUAAUGUGGUAAACUUUAUGUUAAUUAAAAAUAAUUUUUAAAAAGAGCCAAAAAUAUGUACCAUCAGGUGGACACUAUACACACUGAGGGAACGCAGCAACACAGAGACAUGCCUGCCUCCCCUCCCAGGAGUGCUUUUCUGACCCAGAUAAGGUCUCUGUUCUCCCCCUGAACAAAUCCAGAGAUAAAGCCCUAAUGAAGGCCCUACCACCUGGGCCACCUGCACAGCUCAUCGCCCGUCCACAGUCCAGCUCUGCUUACUCACUCCCCUGCCCCUCACACAGCCUCCCCACCCCCAAGGGGAGGGCCUCCUCAGAGCACCUGGUGCUCUGAUUUCUGCCGCUACCCCUAGGAUGGGAUGGAAUGGCUCAGCAUCUCAGCUCUUGGCCUAUGGCUGUCCUCUGCCCCUCCUGGCUCCCUCACUUCUAGGCUCCUCAAAAACCAAGCCCCAGGCCCGUAUAUCUUUAAUCCCAGGGCCCAUCUUGACUCAGGGAGCCCCUAAAUCCCUCUGCCACCCACUCUGUGCCAUGCAUGUGUUGGGCCCCGUGUGAAGCUCUGUGGACUUAGAGGAACCUGUGUCUGGUUUGGACGUGAUCGCAGACCAGAUAAAGCAAGUGCAAGGAGUAAUAAGCAGGGUCGUGAGAUGUGGCGUUAGGUCUCCUGCUCUCCUGAACACCCUCAUUGGUCCUCGGCCCCCUAUAGACAGGUGGUACCGUGGGCUGGCACCGCACACCGUUAUGACCACUUCUCGCCUGGCCUGCCUCCCUAACUAGCUGCCAUCUGCUGACCACCACCACCUUCUCCAGCACAAAGCCUCACCCAUGCUCCUGAGGACUUUGGGACUAACACCCUUGCUGGGGACAGAGAACAUAAACUGGCCUGCCCUGUUUGCCUUCUGACCUUACAGUGCCCCCCACCCCAAUCUCUCAAAACUUUCUCACUAACUGUUUAAUACUCAGUCCCUGAGGAGGGGAGGAAGGCUGUGGUCUGGCCCCACCAGGUCAAGAGCUUCCCGGAAUUGAGGGUGUUGGAAACACAGCCAUCUGGAACAGCAUUUUUCAAGGGUGGGACAGCAUUUUUCACUGGGACUCUGGAAUGUCAGGGUUUGGAGGAAACUUGCUAGGAGUCUGGUGGAAAUGGGGCAGGUGAUGCUGGGGUGGAGCUGCUGGGGGUGGGGUGAGGAGGUUGUGCUAAGGGCCUGCCGUUUCCCUGGGCGGGCGAGUCCCAACGGCGGGCAGACAGGUGAGGCUGACCCAACAGGUUCCAGAGGCCAGGGGCAAUGGGGCGGAGCAUGGCUCUGACAGGGUGACAACAGGCUGGGGGCCCUGCCACACACAGGGCAGGCAGGCAGGAGGCUGUCCUGCUGGUAUCUUCUUCCUGCUGCAGCCAGAGCAUGGUGCAGGCCAUGGAGCCUGCUGGAGGGUGAGGGUAGCCAGGUGUGCAGGCAUGUUCAGAGGCCUAGGGCCUGGGGGCCUGGGGGCUCAGGGCAUGGCGGGGCCCCUGCGGGGCCGGGUGGAGGAGCUGAAGCGGCCAUGGUGGCGGGAGAGCCCACCACUGGUGCUACAGCACAGUGAGGCAGCCCGGCUGGCGGCCGACGCCCUCCUGGAACGAGGUGAGGCUGCCUACCUGCGGGUCAUCUCCGAGGAGCGCGAGCUGCCCUUCCUGAGUGCUCUGGAUGUGGACUACAUGACCAGCCAUGUACGUGGGGGCCCUGAGCUCAGCGAGGCCCAGGGACUGGAGGCCUCGGGGCCUGACCGCCUCAGCCUGCUCUCAGAAGUCACCUCAGGCACUUACUUCCCCAUGGUCUCCGACAUAGAACCCCCGGACCUGGACUUGGGCUGGCCAGAGGUUCCACAGGCCACGGGCUUCAGCCCCACCCAGGCUGUGGUCCAUUUCCAGCGCGACAAGGCCAAGAACAUCAAGGACCUUCUGCGUUUUCUCUUCAGCCAGGCCCGCACGGUGGUGGCCGUGGUGAUGGACAUAUUCACGGACAUGGAGCUUCUGUGUGACCUCAUGGAGGCCUCAAGCCGGCGUGGUGUCCCUGUGUACCUGCUCCUGGCUCAGGAGCACCUGAGGCACUUCCUGGAGAUGUGCUACAAGAUGGACCUCAAUGGGGGACACCUGCUGAACAUGCGUGUGCGGAGCACAUGUGGGGACACGUACUGCAGCAAGGCAGGCCGCCGCUUCACCGGGCAGGCCCUGGAGAAGUUUGUCAUCAUUGACUGUGAGCAGGUGGUGGCGGGCAGCUACAGCUUCACCUGGCUUUGCAGCCAGGCCCACACUAGCAUGGUGCUGCAGCUGAGGGGCCGCAUUGUGGAAGACUUUGACCGGGAGUUCCGCUGUCUUUAUGCCGAGUCACAGCCCGUGGAGGGCUUCUGCGGAGGAGAAGAUACCCUACCUCCUAGAGUACCAUGCCCUCCCGCAGUGGCCCCGGCCUUCGGGCCCGGCAUCCCCAGCACCACAUCCUCAUCACCCUCCAGCACCAGCCUCAGUAGCAUCAAGCGCUCACCUCUCAUGGGCCACUCCUCCUACCUUGCUCUACCAGGAGGCGGUGGCUCCAGUGACACGGGUGUGGGGUCCUCAUUCCCGGGCCCUGCCCGCUGUGGGGCCAAUGGCCAGCCCUCCCUGCAACGCCAGCUGUCAGACCCUAACCAUGGCCCCCUGCUAGGGCCCUAUAGGGCCAAUUUGGGCAAGCUGGGAGCAUCCCCAUGGUCCCAGUCCUCCCCUGCCCUCAACUACAAUAGCGCCAGCCCCACGACCCUGGCAGGAGGGUCACCUCUGCUUGCUCGCCCUCGCCCCCUCUUUCCCUUUUCCCGGGGUGUCCCAGCUCUGUCCUGGCUCCCAGAGAAUGGGGUCCUGGGAAGUCAGGGACCUAGCCCCCCACGAGGCCGCUGGGUACCUGGGACAGCCCUGGAGGCAGUGGAGGAGAAUAAGGUGUCUCUGAGUCAGAGCCAUGGCCAGCUGGAUCUUCUUGUCCCCUUCACCAGAGCACGGGAAGUUGGGGGCCCUGAUUCUGGGGUUACCCCCAACUCAGGCUCUCUUUGGCCUGGUGAGCAGGCCCUAGAGGACAGGAAGUUGGACCCAAACCAGAGAUACAACCAGCUGGAUCUCCUGUCCGAGGCCCAAGGUGCCCCUGAUUCAGACUGCCCCAGACCUGGCAAUCGGACCCCAGAGGACAAGAGGUUGUCCCAAAACCACAGUCAUGGCCAACUGGACCUCCUGAUGCAGUCCCCCAAGGCUGGGGGCUCUAGAGUGCCCCCUGAAGCCAACUCCUCAGCCAGGGCUGGCAAGCAGGAUCCAGAUGAGAGACGGCAGACGCUGGGUCAUAGCCAGCUGGACCUCAUCACAAAGUUUGGCCCAUUCCGGGGUGAGGGGCCAGGGCCCAAUGAUCUCCCCAGACCGAGCCCUGCUCGAAAGGCUGGAGUGGACUCUGCAGAUGAGAAACGGCUGACUCUGGGACACAGCAAGCUGGAUCUCAUCACCAAGUAUCAUGAAUUGCCAGGCACCAGGCAGGGACCUGAGCCUGGCCUCCCAGGGGGCCCCACAGGUGGCCAUUGCAAUGGCAGUAGCAAUGGCCUGUCUGGGGAUGAGAAACGGCUGACCUUGGGCCACAGCAAACUGGACCUCAUCACUAAGUACAACAAGUCCAAGUUCAAGAUGCUCCGAAGCCGCUUUGAGUCCUAGUCCUGCUCCCAGAAAGGGCAUGUCCCUUCUCCAUCCAUUAAGACUCUAGAUUUACUCAGGUGCCAGACUCUGGGGUGGGAGCUUGGGCUGGCUGUAUGGAGGGGAGAGGGUGUCUAGAAGCCCAGGUUAGAUAUCCCCUGGGCUCAGGAUUCUUGCUCACACACGUGCACAUGCACACACACUGGGAAAUGGAACCACAGUUACUGGGCGCCUGCCAUUUGUCACUGUGCCGAGCACUUCACACUGGUUACCUCUCAUCCUUCAUCCUCACAACAUCCUACAAAUAGAUCUCUAGUAGGUUACAGUUCUAGGAUCAUAGGUAGUAUCUUCCCUAUUCUAUACAUAUGGAAGCUGAGACCCAGCGAGUUUGAUGACUUGCUUGGAAUCAGGUCCAAGUAAGUGGCAGGGGCUCUAACCUGUGUCUCUGAUUCUUAAUUUCUGACCACUGUGUUUUUGCACAGACAGGACACACAGUAUCAACAGUUCACAUGUCCCCAUGCACACAAAAUCCACAUAUCAUAGAGAUGCCCCAAAUUCCUGCACAAUAUACAUAGCACACUGACAGGGUUCACUCACAUGCACAAACUGCACCCCCCCACACAUACACACAAUAAUACACAUAUGUCCAUGUCAUAAACCAAACCACAGGAUUCUAGCUAUAGGUACACAAUAAAUGUCAUUUGGCUAAAUUAAUGGCUUUGUUCAGUGCACACUGUAGACCCCUCAGGAUCCACAGACUAUAAACGUGUGCAUGUGCACACACGCAUGCACACACACACACAGACGAGUAUGCAUGCACCAACCAGUAUCUUCUUGUAUCUAAUCUGUGUACCCAGUCAUGUGCUGGGCAUGCAAUAAGGCUGACAAAUGAAUCAGACUCUUGUCCCUGGGAGACAAAAGAUUAAAUGCAUAAGCCAUUGGUGAGCAAGACAGAGCUGUAUCUAAUUAAAGGCUAACAGUGGCAGAAAGUGGUAGAGAAUGAAGGGCAGAGAGUGGAGGUGAUGAUGGAGUGGUGAGAAAAGUGUUUUAGAAGAGGCAACAUUUGAGCUAAGCCAUGAAGGGUGGGAAGGAUUUGGAUAGCUAGAGGAGAGGGUUAGAGGAAUUCCUGGUAGAGGGAACCAGGUGAAGAGGGGCCAGGGAGAGGAUUGAGGGAGUGGGUCUGAGAUGAACUGGGGAGGAUGGAAAGGACAUGGACACCCAGACUGUCAUUUUGCUUAGUGACCCUAGAAGCAUAGGCUCUGUCAGAUGUGAGUCCUUUUCCUGAGCUUGCCACUUGCCCGUGACUGUAUACAUGAUACAAAUCAAUAAAGGCAGACAUGCU
Molecule: messenger RNA, 8730 nt
Organism: Camelus dromedarius (Arabian camel)
Lineage: Eukaryota; Metazoa; Chordata; Mammalia; Artiodactyla; Camelidae
Gene: SACK1C
Product: family with sequence similarity 83 member C
Exons: 4
Coding region: 5172-7409 (745 amino acids)
Biological process (GO): epidermal growth factor receptor signaling pathway
Molecular function (GO): protein kinase binding
Source: RefSeq, a predicted model, not a curated record